AAAGAGUUCGUGUCGAUGGAAAAUCACACAUUGAGCGGAACCAUCACCACAGUUAUCACUGUCUGGGAGCACCAGUCACUGAUCACAGUUAUCACUGUCUGGGAGCACCAGUCACUGAUCACAGUUAUCACUGUCAUCAUGAUACCCAGCAAGUACUCUCUCAUGCUGAUUUUCUUUCUUGGCGUGAGACUGAGCGUGGAGGUGUGUGCCCCAGAUUGCUCAGUUGUGGACCCAGGCAUCAGUGUGAGGGACCCAACUGACUGCACCAGAUACUACGUCUGUCUCAGUAUACACGGUAAUAAGCAAAACUAUCAAUACACUGCGCAACCCAAUCCGCUAUCCUGCUCAAAAUAUGACGUUUGUUUGGCAGAAACUGGACUUUUCUUGGAGUUCGACUGUCCAUCAGAUGCACCGUAUUUUGAUUUCAGAAAGAGCAAGUGCCAGACUGACUCAACUCUCUGCUACGACUACUGUGAUAUGUGCUUGCCACACUGUACCUACGAUGGUCAGCUUCUUAUAGACCCUACGGAUUGUCACCAAUUUUACCUAUGCACACCUCCGACUAUAGCCCUCUUCCUGUGCCCCAACUCUCUGAUAUUCAACAGGUCGACAGGAGAGUGUGAGGCCAACGCUGAGUGUGAGAUCCUGUGUGAAACAGAGAGACAAUAACCUUCUUUCAUUCAGGGAAAUGGAAUCACACUGUUGAAUACCAUCACAGACCCUCUGUUAAACAAGGGGUCACAGACCCUCUGUUAAACAAGGGGUCACAGAGCCUCUGUUAAACAAGGGGUCACAGACCCUCUGUUAAACAAGGGGUCACAGGCCCUCUGCUAAACAAGGGGUCACAGAGCCUCUGUUAAACAAGGGGUCACAGACCCUCUGCUGAACAAGGGGUCACAGACUCUCUGCAAACAAGGGGAUCACAGACCCUCUGCUGAA
Cherax quadricarinatus is the source of this 939-nucleotide messenger RNA. The record is from RefSeq and is a predicted model, not a curated record. Lineage: Eukaryota; Metazoa; Arthropoda; Malacostraca; Decapoda; Parastacidae.